Colius striatus (speckled mousebird) is the source of this 6991-nucleotide messenger RNA. RefSeq names its product family with sequence similarity 13 member A (gene FAM13A). The coding region runs from base 33 to 3044 and encodes 1003 amino acids. The transcript is spliced from 23 exons. Lineage: Eukaryota; Metazoa; Chordata; Aves; Coliiformes; Coliidae. Gene Ontology annotation, biological process: signal transduction. The record is from RefSeq and is a predicted model, not a curated record.
GGUGGCGGGAGGCGGCCCAGCAGCCGGCCGGCAUGGGGGCCGGGGCGCUGGCCAUACGCCAGAGCAAAUCAGCUGUGAGGUUGAAGGAGGACAUGAAAAAGAUAGCCACCCUUCCACUGAACAAGCAGAGGGACACAACCUGUCCAAAGGUGUUUGGUGUGAGUCUUCUGGAACUCCAGCAGCAGGGACUGAGCAAGAAUGGCAUCCCAAUAAUCGUGUGGAAUAUAGUCGAGUACCUCACCCAGCAUGGUAUGACACAAGAAGGCCUCUUCAGAGUAAACGGCAGCAUGAAAAUGGUAGAACAGUUGCGUCUGCAAUAUGAGCGUGGAGAAGAGGUGGAACUUGUUAAAGAUGGUGAUGUGUACUCAGCAGCCAGUCUCUUGAAAUUAUUUUUGAGAGAGUUACCAGAUGGGAUUAUCACCUCUGCCUUACAUCCCAGGUUCAUUCAACUUUACCAGGACACUAGAAAUGACAUGCAGAAAGAAAGUAACUUGAAAGAACUCCUUAAAGAACUGCCUGAUGCUCAUUACUGCCUGCUGAAGUAUCUGUGCCAGUUCCUGAUAAAGGUUGCUGAACAUCAUGUAGAGAACAGGAUGAACCUUUGCAAUCUUGCCACUGUAUUUGGACCAAACUGCUUUCAUGUGCCCUCUGGAUUUGAAGGUAUAAAAGAACAGGAGAUCUGCAACAAGAUAAUGACAAAAAUGCUGGAAAACUACAAUACCUUGUUUGAAUUAGAAAGUUCAAAGAAGGAUGAAGAAAAGUCUGUACAUGAAGAGGUAGCAAGAAUUAUUUUGGUAAAAAUGACAAAGUCCACAAUGGAAGGAUCCAGCCAAACGUGCCUAGUGCCACAACCAGGCCUGUCGGAUGGAAUACCUCAGGUCAGCCUCCGAUUAACAGACAGUCAUUCAUGUUGGAAGGAGAUGGAUUUCAAAGAUGAAAUCUCUUUCAUUAACAGUGACUUAUUUUUCUCCAGCUCCCAAGAAGAUGAGCGACCCAUGUCACCCUUCUAUGUGAGUGCCCAUGUAUCACAAGUCAGUAGUAACAUUCCUGCUACAGGAGAGUAUUUAGAGAAGACAAUCCGCUCAGCCGUGGAGCAGCAUCUCUUUGAUGUUCAUAGCUCAGGCGGCCAGAGUUCAGAGGACUCUGAAUCGGGAACAUCUUCAGCCUCUUCUAAUGUGUCUGCCAGGCAGAGGAGGCGACAGCACAAAGAGCAGGAGGAAGCCCGGAGAAACAGAGACAUGGAAGUCAUCAACAAAGAAAACAUUCCCUCUGGAUUCGGCAAUCUUGAAGACUGUAUUCUAGCUGCUCAAGAAGUAGAAAAAUUACAGGACAACAGCUCCGGAUAUCUUAGUGAAAGGAAUAAACCAAAACGACAGAAAUCCAGCUCCAAACUUUCAGAGCUUAAUGACAACCAGGACAGUCCUGUGAGUAUGGAAAGCUUUAGCUCAUCCAGGCUUAUAGACAGAACAGGACCUGAUGACAUGGAAUUUUUAUCUGAAGAAAGCAAAGAAAGUGAAAACGAUGAGGUUUUUUUCAGGCACUCUCAGCUGACUUCAAGUAUGAAGAUUCAAGAGCAUCCAAGCAUUCCUGAAAACAAGUUGCAAAGAAAUCAAGAUGCUGAUGAUCAGGAAAACAGCUUUGUGUCAGAAGUGCCUCGUCUGGAUUUGACAUCGCUGUGUGAUGACAAUAACUGGGAAGAGCCCAUCCCUGCUCUUUCCUCAUGGCAGCGAGACGGCUUAGACUCAGAUGAGGCUCGCCUUUCCCCGCAGGCUGGUCGCUUAAUUCGCCAGCUUCUGGAUGAGGACAGUGAUCCUAUGCUGUCCCCUCGCUUCUAUGCCUAUGGACAGAGCCAACAGUACCUGGAUGAUACAGAAGUGCCUCCUUCCCCUCCCAAUUCUCACUCCUUCAUGAGGAGGCGGAGUUCAUCUUUGGGAUCUUACGAAGAUGACAGAGAGGACCUAACCCCUGCACAACUCACCCGGAGGAUUCAGGGGCUGAAGAAGAAGAUCAGGAGAUUUGAGGAAAAAUUCGAAGAGGAGAGGAAAUACAGACCUUCCCACAGUGACAAAGCAGCCAACCCUGAAGUGCUCAAAUGGACAAAUGACUUGGCCAAAUUCCGAAAGCAACUUAAAGAGUCAAAACUGAAGAUACCAGAGGAAGACCUUGGCCCUGUUGUGCGUCAGCGGAGCAACACGCUCCCCAAGAGCUUUGGCUCUCAGCUCGAGAAGGAUGACGAUAAGAAGCAAGAGCUGUCAGAUAAAUGUACCAGGCCUGCUGUGGAGGCCACCCUCGAUUCUAUCCAGAAGAAGCUUCAAGAAAAACGAGAAGAGACAAACCGACCUGAAGAUAUUAAGGACAUGACAAGAGAUCAGAUAGCAGCUGAAAAAGUGGCUCUUCAAAAAGCUUUGCUGUAUUAUGAAGGCAUUCACGGCAGACCGGUUACCAAAAAUGAACGGCAGGUGAUGAAACCAUUGUAUGACAGGUAUCGCUUGGUCAAGCAGAUCCUCUCCAGAGCUAACACCAUCCCUAUCAUUGGUUCCCCUUCCAGCAAGCGGAGAAGCCCUUUGCUGCAGCCAAUUAUCGAGGGCGAAACAGCUUCCUUCUUCAAGGAGAUAAAGGAGGAAGAGGAAGGGUCUGAGGAGGACAGCAACGUGAAGCCAGAUUUCACGAUUACCGUGAGAACGGAUUUCAACGUGCGCAGCUUCUUGGAUCAGCUGGAAGACGAUGCCGAUGGCUUUGUUUCCCCGGUGGAUGAUAAGGUGCCAUCGAGGAGCAAUCAGGAUAUGGGGCUUUCGAAUCUCCACGAGGCAUCCAUCCCUGAACUCCUAGAGCAGCUCCAAGAAGUCAGGGAAGAGAAAAAGCGAAUCAGAAAAAAGUUGAGAGAUUUUGAAGAUAAUUUUUUCCGACAAAAUGGAAGGAAUGUGCAGAAAGAAGACCGCACUCCGAUGGCUGAAGAAUACAAUGAAUACAAGCAGAUUAAGGCCAAGCUGAGGUUGCUGGAGGUCCUGAUCAGUAAAAGAGAUAUUAGCUCCAAGAUCAUGUAAAGGAAAAGAUCAUUUUUGCCAGUAAACAAAGAGGAGAGAGCACCAAAUGGACAAAUGCAUGAAGUGGAUGCAGCAGGAGCCUGGCUGUGGAGAGCUGAGGAGCUCCCUGGGAACAGAAGGGUCAUUCCCAGAGGCAGAAGGGGGAGGAGAACUGGCUUUCCAUCGCACUCUGCACUUGCUGUUGGCCACUCUAUCCCCAGGCCUGACACCUAAAAUGGAGUUUGCCGGGGUAGGAGACGUGAUGCUGUGCUCAGUGACUUCACUGAAGGAAUCCUUCUGUUUUGAUUUGCAUACAGAUUCUGUCAUGUGUAAGAAUAUCAAAGCCAGGCAUGCUAUUCUUUUCUCUUUUUUUUUCCCAGGAUAUCAUAGCAAGAGGCAAAGUAGGACAAAUAGUGAUUCAAUCAUCAAAGAGCUUCUACUUUAGUUAAGCAGAUAAGUGCCCUGACUGAUCUCACAUGAAGCACAGGUCAGAUAGCACUGAGACUGUUCUCUUGUAGCUACAGUAAAGAUUUGCUUAGACUUUUGACCUGACUGUUUGGAGUUCAGUGUCUUCUGUUGCUCUAGAUAAAUGCUAGAAGAAUCUCCCGGUCGUCACCUGGAGCCAGUGCAAGUUGCAGUUUUGCUGAGGCUGGAGUUGAGUUUUCUUCCCACUUUUUUAAUGGCCAAUUCAACUGAAGCAGAAGAAAAUUACUUGCAUCUGUUUGGGAUGGGGAAGAAAACGAGCUAUGGAGCAAGGCUCUUGCCAGCUUAUUCUGCUCAGAAAGUGAUCCUGUGACAUUAUGACUGUGGUUGGACAACUGGGAGGAAAAGAAGUUUUAAAAGCUUUAAGUUGUAAUCCCUUGGUAUUUUCGUAGCUGACUGGCUAAACGUCUGGUGUGAAGUACCCGGAAGAAAACCCACCUCCUUAGUACAUGUGCCCUGGGAUCUGACACAGGCCCGAGAGCCCCACAGUGUGCCUCGAUGUACAAGGGUCAGGCAGACCACAUGGGCCACAGCAAUGGCGCCGUGAUGGCAGCAGCAGGGGACCAUCUUUCCUUCCUGCCCUUCUCCCUCCCUCUCUCCCUGCCCGUGUGCAUGGGUGGUACAGCAACGCAGAGGACGCUGCAGGAGCUGAGGGCCCAGAGCAAUGCUCCGCCUAUGGGAAGGACCUGUGGCCCAGCAGCAGCUUAUCACAAUUCAGCCCUUAUCCAGAAUUCCUUUGUGAAUCUCAGAAAAGAAGGUCCUUGGGCAGCUGCUGCAGGUGCUCCUGUCAGAUAGGUGCUGCCAUGAGGAGUGAAAGACAGCAAGUUAAGGAACACAAGUUGCGGAGAGCUCACACACCUGCAGCCCCAGGCAGCCUGGGCUGGCUCUCCCACUGCAGAGGCUUCUGCCCCGAGGCAGGGCUCAGCCCUGAUGUCCCAGGGAGAGUGUUUGUGUAAUGCUUUCUUUUGCACUAAUGCCCCAGGGAGCCAGCGUGCAGAAGCCAAAGGGCUGAGAUCAGAUGCAGUGUCAGUCGUAGCCAGGCCUCACACACGGAGGCGAGAAGAGGAACCCAGAACAUCUGCCCCUUCCUUCUCUCAGUGGGUUCACAAAUAGAUAUAUUUGAGUUGUGGUACUCAGACUUACCUCUUUCCACUUGGUGUAUGUGCUAUGUUAAUUCUUGCCAAAACUGAUGCUGAGGGUGUUUUGGUCUCUUGAGGAUCCCAUAAACACUUCCAAAGGCAAUCUUCUCCCAGUGGGUUUACACGUGCCCCUUACUAGUCUGGAUGGAUGAGGGAGUGACGUGUGUGUGUUAGUGAAACCACUUAGGAGGUGGACUCUAAGGUUGUUGGCUUUUUUUACUGAUUGCAGAAUUGCUCUUUCUAUAUAGAAUCAGUGAAGACUGAAUUUCAUAUUUCCAAAGAGUAUGGAGGACUUGUGUGCUGGCCCAGGCCUUGGCUUUCCAGAGGUGCUGAGCUCCCAUCGCUGGAGAGAUGUGGGGCUCUGCCUCUGCAAAACCUGCCCUUCGGGUGCGUUAACCGGGCUGACAAAGGGGCUCGAAAACUGCUUUUGAAGAUGUUUGAUUGGAAGGAAAGCCUGACCAGGGUAAAACCCCAUCUGAACAUGGGGCAGCCCUGGAAAACAGCUGUGCCUUGGUCCUCCAUAGAUGGCCCUCCCUAGCUAUUUUAGGUGUAGCAGCUGAGCCAGACCGGCUGCAGUGUCUACUAGAGGGAGUGUGGGAUGAGAAAGGAUGCUGGGUUACCCAAAGGUCCUCAGCACUGCCUCGGUUUGGUAUUGUUCAGGCCCAGUAAAGUUCAGCAAAGCAAAAAGACGCGUGGUGAAUGCAUACUUCAGGCCGGGCUGCCCUUGGGGCUUUGCUGACUGAAGUAUGAUGGGCUAAAGGUCAGGCCUUCUGCUGAGUCUGGGCCUGGGCAUCUUUGUACGGGCAGGAGAAGCAGUUUCUGCGCUUUCUACCUAGUCAGACAUUUUUCCAGUGAGCCAAGGCUUCCCAGGAAUGUGUUUUCUCUGCUUAUUUUUAAAAAGCCUGUUUGCACUGUGUACUGAUAAAUUAUCUGUUUUGCUGGGUUUUGCCCCUGACAAAUCUUGAUAAAUGACACGUAGGGAACAGUCCAUUGUAUUUUUAAACCGAUGAGAUUGUAGCAUUUUCUGAUGCUUAGUUACCGCUGUUUACAUGGUAUAUUGCUAGAAUUUCAGAUAGUUUAUAUGAAAUGUAAGUACAAUUAUGCACUUUAGAGAGUUUAUAUUUUUGAACUUUGAAAGCUAAAAGUAACAAAACCUGUUAACUGAGAUUGUACAUUAAAAGAGAAAAAAAACCCCAAACACAUGCCUAGCCAUCUCUCUUUUUUAAACUGUCCUUUUCAAGCCUUUCCCCACGGCAAAAAAAGAAGGCGGCCAAAGCAACCAUCAUCUGCUUAGUUGCAAAGGGAACUGGUGGGAAAAGCCAUUGAGGAGAGAAAGUGAAAUAUAAAGUUCCAGUCCUGGAAAGACAUGUACAGAUGCUCAGCUUUCUGCCCUGGGUUUGCAGAUGCUGUGACUCCCCUCUCCCAAGCCUGCGCAGGAGGAGGGCUCCAAUGUUGUUCUGGUAUCUCCUGCAGAAGAUUUGAUGCCUCACUAACCACAAAUAGCCACAAAUGGUGUUUGCCCCACCACACUCCUCUCAGUCGGUCCAAGCAAUGUCUGUGCAUUCGAUUUGGUGGUUUGUCUGUGCCAACAUCAAUGACCGUCAUCUGGAGAACGUUUCAUAUGAGACUGUGUUCUUGAAAGGUGUGAAGUACUGUACAGAAAUGUCCUUUAUGUGGUCUAAAUCAGCUGUUAGUAGAAGACGACCUGUUUCCAUGUUACUAGACCAAGCUGUGUGCUGCAGGGUGGCAGCAUGGCCUGCUGGGCUUCCCAUCUGUGGGCAUCAUACCAGACACGCGUGCCUGUGUGUUCUCACGUUGAGGUGUAAUGGAUCAUUGUGGCUCAUUUAAAUGAAAAGCAGGUUGUGUGGACAAAAUGAGAUUGUAAGAGUUAAAGACGGAGGAAAAACCUGUCAUUCUUACAAGUUGCAUUUGGUUUUAUUCUGUUUACAACAGAGUAAAUGGUCCAAUAAUGGAUGUUUAUGUUAAAGGCAGUGAAUUAAAGUAUCUUAUCUUUUAAUCAUUCUGCUAAGACAUCAAUUAUUCCAGGUAUGUGCAAGAGGGGUAACUGCUGCCAGAUGUCCUACAGCCUGAGGUGCUUCCUGAGUCCUCUUUGGAGAUAACUUGCAGAUCAGUGACUCAGUGGUGCUUGAAACAAGCUGUGGAGGUGAGAGCCACGCUGUUGCCUGCGACCCUCCCCACAGUGCCCUGUUCUUGGGGCUGCGCUGGCCACUGGCCCAGGGCUGGAACUGCCAGUGCUGGCUGAUGGCAACCAUGCAGAAGUACAGGUUUCUGGGCACCUGGCAUGGGUUUUGUCAGGCAUGACACUAGCUGGUGCUUGGUGUACAC